AACUUUAAACCAUGCCUUUUGCUGGGAAGCUUGUGAGUGAAUUCAACAUAAAUGUAGCUGCCGAAAAGUUUUACAAAACCUUCAAAGAUGGAUGUAUGCACCUUCCUACCAUUUCUCCAAAAUUCAUCAAACAAGUUGAAGUUCAUGAAGAUGGUAAAGCCGAAGUCUUAAAGGAGCAAGUGGAGUUUGAUGAUGAGAAACUAAUGGUAAAGAAGAUUGGAUUAGAAGGAGAUGCACUCGAUCAUUACAAAACCAUAAAAUUUGUAUAUCAAGUUGUGCCAAAGAGUCGUAAACAUAGUUUAUUAAUUUUGACAGUUGAAUAUGAGAAACUCGACGAUGACUCUCCUCAUCCAUACAAAUACAUCGAUAUUAUGAUUGGUAUGACCAAAGAUAUGGAAUCUCAUAUGAAUUAUUGAGAACCCUCAAUGUUUUAGGUGGUGGAGCUUCUCAUUUCAAUUUCGUUUUGAUAGGGGGUUGGUUAUUAUGUUAUGUAUCUCUAUACAUUUCCUUGUUAUGUUAUAUGUAAAGUAAAUAAAAUACUAAAAGUAGUAAAAUAAAGAAACGAAAACAAUGGCAACUAGUGAAGA
This is a messenger RNA of Cucumis melo (muskmelon), 587 nucleotides long. RefSeq names its product MLP-like protein 329. The coding region runs from base 12 to 416 and encodes 134 amino acids. The transcript is spliced from 2 exons. The record is from RefSeq and is a predicted model, not a curated record. Gene Ontology annotation, biological process: defense response. Lineage: Eukaryota; Viridiplantae; Streptophyta; Magnoliopsida; Cucurbitales; Cucurbitaceae.